This is a messenger RNA of Prunus armeniaca (apricot), 975 nucleotides long. NCBI's taxonomy places the organism in Eukaryota, Viridiplantae, Streptophyta, Magnoliopsida, Rosales, Rosaceae. The record is from the annotation of a GenBank genome assembly.
AUGAAGGCUCUCCAAGCAAAUGGUACAUGGGAUAUGGUGAAUAUUCCUGAUCAGAAGAGGACUGUAAUCUUAUCCCUUGCCACAAACUUGGAUAGCCCAUUAUGCCAGUUCAACGUAAAGAACGCCUUCUUACGUGGAAACCUACAAGGUCCUCCUUUAGGGUUUGCACCAAAGAAGGGAAAAAGGACUUCAUGGUCUAAAAUAGUCACUAAGAGCUCAGUUUGGCUGAUUAAGUCGAUCUAUGAAGGAUUAUGGGAAACAAAACACGUGAGAUUGAAGUACCCCAUGUUAGCUAAAGAGUUCGAGAUGAAGGAUUUAGGAACUCGCAAGUAUUUCUUAGGAAUAGAAGUAUCUCGUUCUAAGCAAGGGAUAUUUUUAUCUCAACGCAAAUACAUCCUAGAUCUCAUGGCCAAGAGUGGCAAGUCAACGUGUGAACCUGUUGACACCCCAAUAAUGGUGAACCACAAUUUGAUAAUUGAUCCAGGGCAAUUCAUGCCUAAUCCAGGUAUUCAGCAUCUGGAGGUUGUAGACCAUAUAAUUCAGUAUUUGAAGUCAUCUCUUGGUAAAGGAAUCUUGUUCUCUAAGAAUGGAAAGUUGGAUAUAGAGGGUUACACAAACUCUGAUUAUGCAGGAUCUAACGCGGAAGCUGAAUAUCGAGCUCUUCAUCAUGCUAUGACACAGUUGAUUUGGUUGAAGAUCCUAAUGAAGGAACUUGGAUUUGGCCCUAUGAAACCAAUGGUGUUGUAUUGUGAUAAUACAGCAGCCAUUAAAAUUGCUAAUAUUCCUAUCCAACAUGACACACCAAACAUAUUAAGAUUGACAGACAUUUCAAAUAUUGUGAACAGCAUAAUUAUUGUGCCUCACAUCAAGAUAGCAAACCAGCUAGCUGACAUGAUGACACUUGCAGUUUCUAGCAAAGACUUCCAUACAUCACUAUCCAAGUUGGGUGUGUGUCAUAUCUAUGCACCAACUUGA